CUUGAUGUUGUGCAACACGCAGUGCUAUGUCGAACUCUACGACAAGAACCCGGAGGAUCCCCCUGAUGAAUGCAGGGACCUCGAUGGAGUCACACACAAGCUGAACGUGGCGUGGAAGACCGAGAACUGUUACACAUGUAGUUGUGACGCGACUGGGAUUCAUUGCUGCAACACUGCUGCCAUCCCCGGAGGUUUUGAUACCACAAAGUGCAAGAAGAUCUUCCACAAGGACAAUUGCAGCUACUCUGUGGUGGAGCUGGAGAACCCAGACAAGGAAUGUCCAGUCAGCUCGUGGAUCCUGUGAAGAGCUAGUGGGCCCAGGUCCUCCCGCGGGCCCGGACAGCCCGAUGUACAGCCCUGCUUAUCAGUAAAGCAUGUGUGGAGCAAU
Messenger RNA from Lepus europaeus (European hare), 388 nucleotides. It is a transcript of the gene MSMB, whose product is annotated as microseminoprotein beta. The coding region runs from base 5 to 304 and encodes 99 amino acids. NCBI's taxonomy places the organism in Eukaryota, Metazoa, Chordata, Mammalia, Lagomorpha, Leporidae. The transcript is spliced from 3 exons. The record is from RefSeq and is a predicted model, not a curated record.